GAGGCGUUUCAUUCGUGGACAAACAGACGCCAGCAUCCUCUGGAAAAAAAUGCAAGGCUGCUCCAAUACUAUGAGAUCAAAAGGACUUGCCUUUGGUCUGCUUUUGCUGAUGUGCGUGAUUCAGCACGUCCAAUUGACACAAGCAGUCAAUGCCUGUGGCCCUGGCGGCGCGUGCGAUUGCUCGGACGGAACUUCCGUCAACUGCAUCGGCAACUCCCUCACAACCAUCCCCAGUGGAAUCCCAGCGACCACAACGCUGCUGACGCUGCAAUCCAACCAGAUCUCUCGGAUUCCCGCAAAUGCAUUCGCAGGGCUGACUGCGAUGCAUACACUAUAUCUACAUCAGAACAAGAUCACCAGCAUUUCCGGGUCUGCAUUCACAGGCCUACCUGUGCUGCAUUCGUUGUAUCUAUCGGACAACCUGCUCACCAGCAUUCCGGCUGACGCAUUCAAAGAUCUCAGUAUGCUGAAUUACUUGGCCUUGGAAAACAAUCCCUUCACCACUUUGCCGCCCGGUCUGUUUCAGGGGCUGCCCUAUGUCAUGUUUGUGAUGAAUCUGGCCCCCAACAACUUUACCUAUGGUGGGAACUCUGUCGCUCCGCCCAGCACAUACGGAAGUGCUUCCGAACCACAUCCGUGUGAUGCAGCCUGUGCCACCUGCUAUGAUGCUGGGUCCGGUGCGUGUUGCGCACUCAAUUGUUUGACCUGCAAUUCAUCCGCUCCCUGCACUCAGUGCUAUGAUGGGUAUGGCAUGACGAGUGGAUCAUGUGAAUUACAACAAGGCGGCGGCGGCGACUCAGCGGCUGUCAUCGCUGCUGUUGUUGCCUCUGUUGCCGGUGUUGCGAUAAUUGCAGCGGUAUUUAUCGUGUUGCGGCGCAGGCGCUCGCAAGGCUUCGUGAAGCGACCGAACGAUUCUGCCGGUCCCGUCUACCAGGAGGCUGUUGAACUGGCAAUUUCUCCUCUGAACCAUCCGACUCAGUCUCCCAAAAACGAUGGCAGUUCAGUUUACGACAACGUCGAUCCAAGGCAGCCACAACCUUUGUACGAAGAUUUCUCAACGCCUUCUUCUACAGAGGGGCUCUACGACAAUGAAAGCCCGUAUGUCACGGGCAGCAAUUCUCGUCGCGUUCGUGAAGGCUUGACCAUUGUCAAGUACCUUGCCAGUGGUAACUUUGGCGAUGUGGCACUGGGUCAAGUGGCGUUCAACGUGCUGCCCCAACGAGCGCAGGCCUUGCUUGGACGUAAAGCGCCGUCUGAAGCCGUGCAAGUCGCAGUCAAGAGUCUCAAGUCCAACGCGGACGAACAAUCCCACAAAGACUUUGAGAGCGAGGCGACAUUGAUGGCUCCGUUCGUGCAUCCGAAUGUCGUGCGUCUACUUGCGGCUCUCGUAGAGUCAGAGCCUCAUCUCGUUCUGCUCGAGUUUGUGCAGUAUGGCGAUUUGCACACGCUGUUGCAAAAGUCCAAAAAGCAGUCGUUCGAGUGGUCUGAGAACGAGCAGGUGCAUGCCAUCCGCCAAAUUGCACUUGGCAUGGAGUAUCUGGGCACGCUCCACUUUGUUCAUCGUGACCUUGCUGCUCGAAACUGCCUUGUUGGCAAGGGGAUGGUGGUCAAGAUUGCCGAUUUCGGGCUUUCUCGCGAACUGACCGAUGAGAACGAUUAUUAUCGCAUGCAAACGCGCGGCAAGCUUCCUGUGAAGUGGAUGGCGCCGGAAUCAAUGACUUUCCGCAAGUUCUCGUCCAUGUCCGAUGUGUGGUCGUUCGGCGUGACCGCCUGGGAAUGCCUCAGUUACGGCGCAAUGCCGUACGGCAACCUCGAGGGGCGAGCGACUUUGGCGCAUGUGGAGGCUGGUGGACGACUGCCUCAGCCGGAGCACUGCUCAGCUGACCUCUUUGGCCUGAUGUUCAGUUGCUGGAACACUAUUCCGGAACUGCGACCAACCUUUACGCAGCUCAUCAAAGGGUUGAAAGGCUUUGAGGAUGGCACGCCCAUCCGCGAAAUUGGAGCGAUGCUGUAAAAGCGCGCCACUGGCCAGUGGGGGCUCGUUUUCUUGUUGUCGCGUACCCCGCCGCCCGAUCGAGCAAUGGUGCUUUGGUGGCUGUAUGACGAGGUUUCCAAGUAAAUUUUCCACGCUGAUGCAUGGCGCUUGCUCCCGGUUCAGAAUACAAAAAGCGCGAGGAA
Molecule: messenger RNA, 2178 nt
Organism: Capsaspora owczarzaki ATCC 30864
Lineage: Eukaryota; Filasterea; Ministeriida; Capsasporidae
Product: tyrosine-protein kinase transforming protein Fes
Exons: 9
Coding region: 50-2014 (654 amino acids)
Biological process (GO): multicellular organism development; cell surface receptor protein tyrosine kinase signaling pathway; positive regulation of kinase activity
Cellular component (GO): signaling receptor complex
Molecular function (GO): transmembrane receptor protein tyrosine kinase activity; protein binding; ATP binding
Source: RefSeq, a predicted model, not a curated record